Brassica napus (rape) is the source of this 703-nucleotide messenger RNA. RefSeq names its product MD-2-related lipid-recognition protein 3. Lineage: Eukaryota; Viridiplantae; Streptophyta; Magnoliopsida; Brassicales; Brassicaceae. The record is from RefSeq and is a predicted model, not a curated record. Gene Ontology annotation, molecular function: sterol binding. Gene Ontology annotation, biological process: sterol transport. The coding region runs from base 61 to 522 and encodes 153 amino acids. The transcript is spliced from 4 exons.
GAAGGAAGCAUAACACAAGAAAACAAUAUUUUCCCUCUCUGAAGAUCAACGAAGUGGUUAAUGGCGAUAUCUUACGUUCAGCCUCUGCUUCUUCUCCUCGGAUCACUCUUCUUCUUGCCUGCAUUACGUGCCGUCAAUUUCGAAUACUGCAAUAAAAGUGGAUACGAUUUCGGUAACGUCACUCAUGUUAAUAUCUCUCCGAACCCGGUUGGGCCUGAUGUUGGAGAGCUAAGCAUUACGGUUAUUGGUUAUGCAAAAGAAAGCAUCCAUACUGGAUCUAUAGAGGUUUAUGCUAAAUCUGAGAAUAUUACUGAUCUUCUAAGAAAGCAGCCAUGCACUAUUGAAUCUGGCACCAAAUUUGUUUUACCUCUUUCCGAAGUUCCUAAGGAUAUACUCGAGGGUAACUACAAGUAUGGGGUAUCUUUGCUUGAUGAAAAAGUCGGAGACUCUAAAGAGGCAAAAGUAAGAAUGUGUGUCGACUUCGAUUUACCAACUUCAUCUUCCACAUUGUCAUCUGCUUAGUCAAGUUGGUUGGGUGGAAGAUAUGUUUUCAAGUCUUUAUGUACUCGUGUCUAUCUCCUACUUGCAUUUUUCGGUUUUUCUCUGUUGUAACUUGGUUUAAUUUCUAUUACCGUGAUGUCACUGACUUUCCAAUUUGGAAACAGAAAUAAAUGUGACAGCUUUUGGAAGAGCCGGCUGCUUA